Molecule: messenger RNA, 534 nt
Organism: Austrofundulus limnaeus
Lineage: Eukaryota; Metazoa; Chordata; Actinopteri; Cyprinodontiformes; Rivulidae
Product: thiosulfate sulfurtransferase/rhodanese-like domain-containing protein 1
Exons: 4
Coding region: 57-404 (115 amino acids)
Source: RefSeq, a predicted model, not a curated record
GUUUUCUCAUGAGGAGAGAUUAGUGUUGAAACUCACAGCUCCACUCAGGAACCAGGAUGGAGCACACAGUCUCCUACAGCGACCUGAAGAGACUCGUGGAAAAUAGCCAGGAUCUAAUUCUGAUUGACGUACGCACCGGCAGCGAGGUGGCAAGACAACGUAUCCCUCGGGCCAUCCACAUUCCACUUGAUGAGGUCGAAGCGGCCCUGCAGAUGACUCCGGAGGGGUUCAAGGCCAAGUAUGGGAUUCAGAAACCAGCAGCAGACGCACCUGAGCUGGUGUUUCACUGCCAGUCGGGCAAGCGAGGAAUAGUGGCGAUGAACAAGGCUCAUAGACUGGGUUACUUGACCACUCGCAACUUUCCAGGUGGAUGCAAUGAGUGGUUUGCAAGAGAAAGGAAAUAAAAAUAGCUGCCUCCUUCUGUGUAGUGUAAUUUACUUGAACCUUGAAACCUUCACAUGAUGCAAUAGUGUUAAUUUUUUUUGGUUGUCUUGUAAUUUACAUGGCUGAAAUAAAAAAAAAAUGGUGCACAAA